AGGCAGCAUAAGUUGUGUUUUGGUUAGCUAGUUGAGCACAGAGGAGAGAGAGAGUACAAGACCAAACAACAGACAUAAACUAUGUUUUUUUCUGCAAAAAGACAUAACCAUGUUUGUGUACUGAUUUCUGAAUCGGGACAUUGGGGUGGGUGAAGUAGUUGACUACAUGACACGUGGUACUCAGAGAGAGGCUUAGGUUUCACUGUGAAAAUUGCGCCCGACUGAUUUUUUUAAUUGUUUGUUUUGUAAGAAAAGAAAGAAAAGGUUUCUUUAAUAAAAAAGUUGGACGAGAUUCCCAAAUUUUUCACCAGAGUGUGACUCGUGAUUCCGUCUAAAUAUCUUCAGAUUUCAGAUCUCAGAUCUCUCAAGUUCAACUUUUCUCAUUCAUCACGAAUCUUUUCCUCCACUCCCGUGAGUACAGAGGAGAUGGCGGCUAUGGUGGCAAAGCUUCGUUUAUCGGCGAAACCGGAUCAGAGCAGUGUGCGAUUGCCGAGAGUGAUCAACCUCUCCCGCGAUCCAACCACUAAAGUCUCGUUUCCACGAAAUGGAUCGGUUUCUUCACUUUACACCAACACCUCUUCACCAAACCUAACGUUUCCAAGCGCCGGAGGUGGUGCUGGAAACAUAGGUAAUCACGGCGGUGGAAGCGGAGGAGGAGGUGGUUAUGGAGGUUCAGGGGGUGAAGCAGAAGAAGAAGGAUCGUCUUCAUGGGGACCAAUAGGGAUGUUCUUACAAGGAUGGAGAUCACGAGUUGCAGCUGAUUCUCAAUUCCCUUUCAAGGUACUAAUGGAGAUGCUGGUUGGAGUUAGCGCCAAUGUGCUUGGUGACAUGGCUUCACGCCCUAACUUCGGAUUGAACGAGCUAGACUUCGUCUUCUCCACACUCGUUGUAGGUUCGAUUCUCAAUUUCACACUCAUGUACCUCUUAGCUCCCUCUGCAGUAUCUCAUGGCUCCUCCAAUUUGCUGCCUGGAAUCUUUAGAAGCUGUCCUUCCAGCCAUAUGUUUGAACAGGGUAGCUUCACCGUUAUGAGCCGUUUUGGGACUCUUGUGUACAAAGGAAUGGUUUUUGCGACCGUGGGAUUAGCUGCAGGUCUUGUUGGAACUGCCAUCUCUAAUGGGUUGGUUAAGCUGAGGAAGAAGAUGGACCCGAGCUUCGAAACGCCGAACAAGCCCCCUCCGACGCUGUUGAAUUCUUUGACUUGGGCAACGCAUAUGGGAGUGAGCGCCAAUGUGAGGUACCAAACGUUGAAUGGGGCUGAGUUCUUGCUGGAAAAGUCGUUGCCGCCAUUGGUUUUUAAGACAGGUGUGAUAGCUUUGAGGGUUGUGAACAAUGUUUUGGGAGGAAUGUCGUUUGUUGUAUUGGCGAGGAUGACUGGAUCACAGUCGGUGGUGGAGGAGGAGAAGACAGAGAUGGCAGAGAAGGAGAAGGAUGAUUGAAAUCUCUUAUAGAGUUUUUUUUUGUUGCUAUGUUGUUACUGUUGUUGACAGGUGGAAGGCACAAGAUGCAUCUUCUUGAGUUUGAAACCUUUUUACACGUUCUUACAAAAGCAAAAGACAUUUGUUCUGGUGUGUUUGUGUGUGGGAGUCUAAUACUUGUAUGUGAUUGGUAGGGUCAAUUUUGUUGUUUUCUGUAUCGACACAACCGAGAAAUAAAAUUAAAAAACAAGUUAUUACU
Camelina sativa (false flax) is the source of this 1675-nucleotide messenger RNA. Lineage: Eukaryota; Viridiplantae; Streptophyta; Magnoliopsida; Brassicales; Brassicaceae. The record is from RefSeq and is a predicted model, not a curated record.